Messenger RNA from Salvelinus sp. IW2-2015, 3916 nucleotides. It is a transcript of the gene setmar, whose product is annotated as SET domain and mariner transposase fusion gene. Gene Ontology annotation, cellular component: nucleus. Gene Ontology annotation, molecular function: protein binding; zinc ion binding; histone methyltransferase activity. NCBI's taxonomy places the organism in Eukaryota, Metazoa, Chordata, Actinopteri, Salmoniformes, Salmonidae. The record is from RefSeq and is a predicted model, not a curated record.
UGUUGUAGUGCCUUUUCUCUGUUGACAUGUUUCUCUAGCUAGCUAACUUUGAGAGCUGAACAUUUAGCGAGAAAAUAUGAGUAUAAUAAAGGUUUUUGAUCAGUAUUUGUGCAAGGGUCUCGAAAAAGUUCCAGUUUUACGAGAGGGCAAUGUCAGCAAAGAAGAAUAUUCUGAAUUUCAGUAUUCUCCAGAGAACAUCCAGGGGCCAGGAUGUGACAUAGACCCCAGUGAGGUGACUCUUCCUGGAUGCUCCUGCCACGCCCACUCCUGCCUUACAGAGAGCUGCUCCUGCCUGCAGACAUACGGACAGACAUGCAGACAAACGUACGACAGCCACGGCCGACUCCAAGACCAGGUGGAUACAGAGACUGGUUACUGCAGGCCUGUGUUUGAGUGUAACGCCUUGUGUGGCUGUAGUGAGGCCUGCUGUAACCGGGUGGUCCAGAGAGGCCUGGGGCUCAAGUUGUGUGUCUACCCCACAGAGGACAGGGGCUGGGGGAUGCGGGCYCUGGAGCCCAUCCCCUGUGGAACCUUUGUGUGUGAGUAUGCCGGGGAGGUGAUCGGCUUUGAGGAGGCCAGACGCAGACAGCUUGCUCAGGGGCUUGAGGACAACAACUACAUCAUUGCUGUGCGGGAGUAUGCUGGUCAGGGCCAGGUCAGUGAGACCUUUGUGGACCCAACUGUGGUUGGGAAUGUGGGGCGUUUUCUGAACCACUCCUGCCAACCCAACCUGUUCAUGGUGCCUGUCCGGGUGCACUCCCUGGUGCCCAGGCUGGCCCUGUUCGCUGGCAGGGACAUCACCCCUCAGGAGGAGCUCACAUUUGACUACUCAGGGGGCUAUAGCAAUAUGUCCUCUGUGGAGAGGUUGGUCCAGAGUGACCCUGGGACAGAGGCCAGUGAGACAGGUACCCUCCAGAGGAAACCAUGCCACUGUGGUGCCCAGAACUGUUCCCAAUUUCUGCCACUGGAUUUAUCUGUUCUCAACAAUUAGAUUAGAGGGAUGCAUUUAUUUGGUAAAUGUUUAUAAAUUGAUAUUUUGAUAUUUGAAGUGAUCAUGUUGUACUGGAAAGGAGAGACACUGCACUGAACCCUUUUUUUUGUCAUUUCUGUUGAAUACAACUCUCUCAUUCUAAUGUAUGUUUAUUUUAUUAAAUGUCAGUCCAUGUGUCUUUGCACCCGUGUGACAGUUCUGUGCGAACAGCAUCAUCCAUCAUUUUAGAUUGGUUUGUAUGACAUCCGUGGCAUCACUAACCCAGGCUUCUGGGGUAUUCAUCCUAUGCUUACCAGUGUGGCAUCCAUCUGGAUUAAAGGGGAAAUCUGGGAUUGGUGCAUCCAUCUAGAUUAAAGGGGAAAUCUAGGAUUGGUGCAUCCAUUUUGAAUUCAUACUGUCAUUGAUUAUAAAGGGCUCAUGAGCUUAGUUCAACUGUCUUAACCCAUCAGAACCCAAGCUAUAAGCCUGUUUUACUAGUUUUUUUGUAAACAAUGUAAUUCUAAACAAACACUGUAUAGUUUCAAAACAUGGUUAAAAUGUAAUUGAUGGUCAGUAGCUCUCUAUCAAUUUUAGAGUGGAUACAUUUCUCCAGCCCCAACUCUCAGCUGUUUACCAUAGCAAGUGCCAGGGUGCCAUUUAUGAUGACCCACUUUUCUGUCACGACUGCCCACUAUCUCACUGUCCCCACCCUCUUUCUGUUGGAUGGCAUCGCUGAUCUGAUAUAAAGAUACAGCAUUUCUAUCACAAAGUAUAAACUUCAUCUGUGUUGUGCAGACCAGCUAAAAGCUCUCUCUGUCAGAGAGUACUUGUGCUAUGUGGGGCACGUCCCACCAGACCUAGCUAUCAAAACACUUCAGUCCACAAGUGGCCUAUAUAUAAYCCCUCGCCCCAUAUCUCACUGACAGCAGAUUCAUCUAGCAGGUCUUUAUAUUAACUAUGCKCUGACUGAUAUUGACUACAGCAAAAGAGGGGUCUGGCUUUGUAGGGUUUUGUAUACUUAUAAGAAUCAUAUGUGCUCAUCUGCUCAUAGAUUGGCACAACAAUGUUGUAUGCAAAGCCAUUUCUCUCUCAAAAGACAUCCAUUUAACCGUAAAAGAUAUAGAGCAUACACGUUGGUGGUAUCUUGUCUCCAUCCCUCAACUUUACAAAUAUCUCUGUGGUCUUUCAACACAGUGUCCUCCUGAAGGUAUCUUCAGCUCUUCAUAGGAGCCAAGAAUCUCCAGAGGUGUGAGCAAUUAAGAAGGGCCGGAGGGUAUUUUAAUAUAGUAACAGGUCUUAUUCCCCUGCCACGGGAGGGGCCAAGGUGUCCUGCUUUACUGGGACCAUUCUUAAAUCAGGCCCCUCCUCUCAAACUGCCCCACUUUCAGUCUAGACCCGCUUUCAUCCCAGCUGCUUAUUAAUAUCCACAUCUAGGUUAAUUAGCACAGAGACCGUGGUGUGUUCCAUCCAGAAAUAAGACCAGCACUCCAGUCACGUUGGGGGACGGAGGAGAGCAGUGUGGCUCAACCACUGGGUGGACUCAUUUUACUUCACCCAGGACAAAGGGUUGGCGGAAUUGUCACAUUUUAGACCAUCCUAUUGGUCCUAAAGUAAAUKUUUGUCCAGCUGGGGCACCAUACGAGCUGAAAUGAAUGCACCCAUCCUCUCUAACAUGGUUUGGAGAUGGAAGGCCUAAGCCAAUCAGAGUUAACCAUCAGGUGGAUUUGUUUUUCUUUGUUAGAGAGAGAGAUUAACUUUAAUGCAUCAACCUACAUUUUUUUCUCAGCUAACGUAUGAGGGUUCCCUUUGCUCUAUUUGUUUAGUUAUGUUUGGUUAAGGUCCAAAUUUUCCAUGGCAACCCUUCUGCUGUCAUCCCACUCCUAUCACAGGUGGCACAGCAUAUCACAGAAACACCUUUGACCAGUGACAUUUUGCUUUAAUCAAGGUAGCGGUCUGGUUGGUAUGUGUCAGCAGGUAACAGCUAUUUUGGACAGGUGAUUGGACACCAAGGUUUAUUUAUUUAUUAAGUUUAUUUGAGAUGGACAAUGUACAACAAAACAUACGUUUCAGCGUAUGAGAAGUGAUGUGUUGCACCAGAUUUAACUGACAGCUAAUUUACAUCUGCAGUCACCGGUUGUAGGCAUGGUGCAGGCAGGCAGUGUUCCACACAAACUGUUCAGGACUGGAGCUGGAACUCAGUGCCUCAUUCCCAGGACAGUCACCUAGCAACCAGCAGUUAACCACAUGAUAUGAACUUCCUCCUGGUGAUUACAGUCACACUAGUCACAACACUUAAGAGGGACAGACAUUUAUUGUAGACUACAGUAAGGUUAUACCCAGCUAGCACAUUUGGUUCCUUGGAAGUUGUGGYAAUGUACGUUUUUGUUUCCCCAUUUGUUCUGGUUACGAAGCCAUACGUUUCCUGACCUUUAAACGGAACGUUUUCUAAAUUUCGCCUGUUCUGGGAACGUUAAUUGUUAGGUUGCAGGGAGGUUCUGUGAACGUUUUGCUAUMGUUCCCUGAAAGUUUUCCUGGGAGGCUUUGUUAAGGUUCUGAGAGCUAAUUAAAUUACGUUCUUUGAAAAUGUUUCAAUAAGAAUUUUAUUAACACUGCUAGCUUAGGUUAACUGUUUUGAACUCAAGCACAGAGAGGACACAUGGGAAUUCAUUUGUUUAGUCAUUAAUCAUGCAAACAGAUCAAAUGUUUUAUUGUUCUAUGACAUCAGUGAGAUUCAAACCUAUGGUCUUCUACUCUCUAUCCAGGGAAUUAGUCCACUGCGCUACCAGGAUGGAGCUAGUGUGCCAUGUUUUUUUCAACUCAUACAAAACUGUUCAUUUUAGUCUAUUCAAACGGACUCGAUUUCAAAGAAAACAAGCACCCAUUAAGAUCACACCUGAACACACUUAACGAGAUAGAGGAUAGAGGGCGUUUUGUUGAUGCUGAGAA